GAAAAGCAGGGAAGCAAAAUAUAUUAGAGAAGCACACCAGCAGGCAACGAGUCAUUGAAGAAAUUCAGAUUCUUCAAUGGCUGCCUUGCACACCAAGCUUCUCUGCCUUCUUCCUCUUCUCUUCAUCAUCAAUUGCAUUAAUGCACAAUUAGUCCAUUUCCCCCAAUUUCCUGUUCCUUUUGGCAACCCUUUCCACGUACCAGACCGGCUCUGGGGCCAUCACCAUGGCGCCGCUUGGGGUGAUCCUGACGCUGCCGUUGGGGGUGAUCCCGAAGCUGCUGCCGUUGGGGGUGAUCCUGACGCCACGGCUGCUGAAGCCGGCUUAAUUAAUGUUGCUAAGCCUGGGAACGCUCCCGACAUGAUUCCAAAGGCCGACAAUAAGCCUAAUCCCGUCAAAGCAGUGGUGGAUGCACCUGCACAGCCCGACUUCCCAACCCAAUACUUGGGAGCAUGGGAAGUUGUUAAAUUGGACGCAGGUGUGUCAGCCAUGCACUUGAAUUUGCUCCCAAACAACAAGCUCAUGAUGUACGAUGCCUCAGCCUUUCAUAUUUCCAACAUCAAAUUGCCCAGAGGAGAAUGCCUUCCCUUCAAGGAUGAUAAGGGCGUCCAGCAAACAGAUUGUUGGUCUCAUGGGGUUGAAUAUGAUGUUGAAACCAAUGAUGUUAGGCCACUCAAGAUCACUACAGACCCAUGGUGCUCAUCAGGAGGGCUUACAGCUGAUGGCAACUUCAUCAGCACUGGUGGCUGGAUGGAUGGAACAAGAAGUGUUAGAUACUUCGAUUUAUGCAAAAAUUGUGACUAUAGGGAUCUCCCAAACGCGUUGGCAGAACCAAGAUGGUAUGCAACUCAGGUGACCCUACCCGAUGGAAGAUUCUUCCUGGCGGGUGGUCGCAAGUCAUACAGCUUUGAGUACGUGCCGCCGGAAGGACAAGUCAACAAACAAGCCAUUUUCUUCCCACUCCUCGACGAGACCACCGACUUAGACGAAAACAACCUCUACCCUUUCGUCCACCUGUCCACCGACGGCAACCUCUUCAUCCUCGCCAACAGCCGCUCCGUCCUGCUCAGCACCCAGACCAACACAGUCAUCAAGGAGUUUCCAGUGUUGAAGGGUGGUUCACGAAACUACCCGGCAUCAGGGAUGUCGGCGCUGCUGCCGAUAGACCUCAGCGUCCCCAACAACGCUCCGCUCAUCCCGGCUGAGGUCAUUGUCUGUGGUGGCGCAAAGCCCGAGGCUUAUGGUCUUGCAGGCAAAGGGAACUUCCUUCCGGCCUUGCAAGACUGCGGCAGGCUUAGGAUCACAGACCCCAAUCCACAGUGGGCCACCGAACUCAUGCCCUCUGGCCGUGUCAUGGGAGAUAUGCUCAACCUCCCCACCGGAGACCUCUUGAUUAUUAACGGCGCCCAACAAGGCGCAUCAGCAUGGUUCCUGGCGGAGCAACCCAAUUUCACUCCCGUGGUUUACAGUCCCAACAACAAAGCGGGCGCCCGGUUCAGGAACCUAGUCCCGACCCAAAUAGCCAGAAUGUACCACUCAACAGCGGCCUUGCUCCCCAAUGGUAAAAUCCUGAUAGCAGGCAGCAACACCAACCCAGGCUACGACUACAAGGCCAAGUACCCAACCGAGCUCAGAGUCGAGCACUUCUCGCCGCCUUACCUUGACCCGGCAUUGGCAGCCCACAGGCCCGCCGUGAUGGCUCAGAACUCCGACGCCAAGUUGAAGUACGGGCAGCCGUUCUCGCUCCAGUUCCAGCUCCAAGACAACCCCGUUGGCAAGGCGGACAUCAAGGUCACCAUGUACUCGCCACCGUUCACGACGCACGGGUACUCGAUGAACCAAAGGUUGCUUGUUUUGGGUAAAAAUGAGCUCACAGAAGCUGGCCCCGGGGUUUACAAGCUUCAGGUGGUGGCCCCGGCGACAAACGUGUUGGCUCCGCCAGGGUACUACCUGGUUUUUGUGGUCUAUCGGGGUGUGCCUAGCGUGGGUCACUGGGUGCAGAUUCUUAAUUAAAUUAGGGCUGUAGCUAGCUCCAAGUCCAUCAUCAUCAAUCAAGCAAUCAAUGAAUUAAUUAAUUAAUUAAUCAAUCAUCUUUGAUCAUACCAUCUUGCUUCUUGGGUUUUAUGUACGUAUAUACACCAAGCAAACCUUUCAAUUAUAUACAUUCAUUGUUCUAUACGCAUUCUAUUGAUUUAUGCAACAUUCUUUUUGUAAA
Molecule: messenger RNA, 2213 nt
Organism: Prunus avium (sweet cherry)
Lineage: Eukaryota; Viridiplantae; Streptophyta; Magnoliopsida; Rosales; Rosaceae
Product: aldehyde oxidase GLOX1-like
Source: RefSeq, a predicted model, not a curated record